This is a messenger RNA of Sclerotinia sclerotiorum 1980 UF-70, 687 nucleotides long. RefSeq lists its product with no specific name. The transcript is spliced from 2 exons. Bases 1 to 687 code for a protein of 228 amino acids. Lineage: Eukaryota; Fungi; Ascomycota; Leotiomycetes; Helotiales; Sclerotiniaceae. The record is from RefSeq and is a predicted model, not a curated record.
AUGUCCGGACGCAAUCGUCAACGCUACACUCAACGUAGUGGCUACACCCGCAACUCACAUGGCGACAUCGACAGGUCCUCCUCGCUUCGAGGUACGGAUGUGCCCGUUACGAAACCAUAUGAAUUUCCAUCAUUCCUCCAAGCAGGUGAACCCCCCCAACCUCUCAAUUAUUUCCACCAAGCACCAGAACUCGAAAUAGAACGUCGUGGCGACACCGCAACUAUAUCAUCUAGAUACACCUCAUCUCAAGGUCAUCUUCUCCUAGCAUCAAAUCAACAAGAAUGCGUCUAUAAAGCAAUUGCCUGGGAUCAAUGUUUCAAAACAUGUAACUUGGGAGAUCAAGGUAUUGCAAAUAAGGGAAUUUGCAUCCUUAGUCAUAAAACUGCCUGUGCCAAUUACAGAAUCGGGCAACGGGGUUGUCCGGGACUUAAGGAAUAUGCGGACCUGAAAAUAGAACCGCACCUUCAUUAUUGGGAUUAUCAUUUGGAGUUUUAUUGUGGGCAUGAUGCUGAGAAGCUUGCGGAAGAAAGAAAAAAUCGACAAUUGAAAUGGGCGCAACACUUGAGGGAGCAGGAGAGAGAUCAGAGAGAGAAUAGAGAAUUUGCGGCGAAGAAGGAUAGGGAAAUAUCGGGAGAGUUGAGCCAUUUUUAUGGUGGAAAUACUGGGGAUUUUGAUGAUGGGUUGUAG